ACAACUGCUAUGGAGAAGAUUGAAGAACAGUUUGCUAAUCUGCGCAUAGCAAAACGUUGUGCACUAACUGAAGACUCCACUUACUUACUGGAUAUAGAUGUUUCAAAAUCUGUUCAAGCAGAAAGUAACCACUUAGUUGCUGUUUCAUGUUCCAAUAAGUCAAUUAAAGUAUAUAGUAGAGAAACAUUACACGUGCUAAGGGAGUAUAGUGGCCAUCCUGGGUUACUUAAUGGAGUCAGAUUUGCUCAUACAAGUGAGAAUAUGUUGUUUUCAGCAUGCAGUGAUGGCACAAUAAAAUGUUGGGAUACUCGCUUAGCUACUCAGGAAACUAUACAAUUAUUCAGUGGUUAUCCUUCAAAUGUUUUCAUCAGCUUUGAUAUUAAUUGCAGUGAUCUUAUAGUUUGCGCUGGGACAGAAAAAGUUGAAGAGGACACAUUCAUGGUGUUUUGGGAUGCAAGAAGUAAUACAAACUAUGCAUGCGCAGCUAAAGAGCCCUUAGGAACCUAUUCAGAGACUCACAAUGACGAUAUCACUAAAAUAUGUUUCCAUCCUAUGAAACCCAAUUUGGUAGCGUCUGGAUCAACUGAUGGAUUGGUUAAUGUGUUUGAUAUUAACAAGGAAAAUGAAGAUGAUGCUUUGAUUGCAACUUGUAAUUCAAAUUCAUCAGUAAGUUUUAUUGGUUGGUCUGGGAAAGAUUAUAAACAGGUAUAUUGCAUGACACAUACGGAAGGAUUUUGUUGGUGGGAUCUUACUCAAAUAGAUACUGAGGAACCAAUGACAUUGUUGCAGAUUCAGGAUGUCAGAGAAGUAGUCUUCAUUGAAAAUAGCAACUUAAACUAUCUGAUAGGUGGCUUGUACCAUGAAAAGGCAGACAAAUUGUUUAUUGUUGGUGGAACAGCUAUGGGAAACAUUCACCUAAUAAACUGUGGCAUUGAUGGACUGAGCCUUGUGGGCACCCUUCAUGGAGGGCAUUCUGCUGCAGUUCGCUCAUUCUGCUGGAACAUGACAGAUGAUUCUUUGUUGACUGGUGGAGAGGAUGCACAGCUGUUGCUAUGGAAACCUGGAGCUGUGGAAAGGUCCCUUGUAAAGAAGGCAUCUAUGAAAAUUGCUUCCUCUGUUCAGCAGCGAGUGAGAGUUCACAGCAACUCUCUCAAAAGCAAGACAAAGUAAAAUUAUGAAAAUGGGACUCUUAAAUUUGUAGAGAUUUUCACUGUUCUGAGUAAUAUAUUUGGGGUGAUGAUUUGUUUGCACUAUGUGGCAAAUAUAAUUUAUUAUGUAAAUUUUACCUAGAAAUGACCCUCAUUUUAUCACGUG
This is a messenger RNA of Emys orbicularis (European pond turtle), 1314 nucleotides long. It is a transcript of the gene WDR89, whose product is annotated as WD repeat domain 89. The record is from RefSeq and is a predicted model, not a curated record. Gene Ontology annotation, molecular function: protein binding. Bases 10 to 1170 code for a protein of 386 amino acids. NCBI's taxonomy places the organism in Eukaryota, Metazoa, Chordata, Testudines, Emydidae. The transcript has a single exon.